AUGUCCAGCACAAUAUUCGAUGUCCUCACCACAAAUGCCGUGGACCUGCAACGGCUUCUCACAAACAAGCAAACCACCAGCGUCCAGAUCGUCCAGCACUACUUUGAUCAGAUAGACCGCCAUGAGCCAUUUCUCAAUGCACUCAUCUCUCCCGCGCCUCGCGACAAAGUACUACGUGUCGCCGCGGCUCUAGAUGAAGAGCGCAGCAAUGGAAGCGUUCGGAGCGCAUUUCACGGAAUUCCUAUUGUCCUCAAGGACUGCUUCAUGACUGCUUCCAACCUGGGCAUGACCACAACCGCAGGAUCAUGGGCGUUUGUCGGAGCCAAGGCGUCCAAAAACUCUGCCGUCGCGCAGCUGUUGAUUGACGCUGGUCUGAUUAUCAUAGGAAAAGGCAACAUGACGGCCCCGGGAGGAUCCUCUACCGGUUCCGCCGUCGCCGUCGCGGCCGGCUUCAGUCCCCUCGCCUUGGGCACCGAAACGAUUGGCUCAAUCGUCACGCCGUCCACCAGAGCAGGCCUAUACGCUGUCAAGCUUACAACAGGUGUUAUGGAUGCGACUGGCGCGUAUAAAAUGACGGACUUCUUCGAUAGUCUGGGCCCCAUGGCAAAGAGCUCUGCCGACGUGCGAGCAAUGACCGAGAUUCUUCUGCAGCGCACAUUCCGUUCUGAAAGGUUUGGGACUUGGGAAGGCCUGUCUGUUGGAUUCCUCGAUCCUAGGGCGUGGAAGGUUUCGGAGGCGAUGUGUCCACCGCAUGAAGGCACUGCAGAACAAAUGAUUGAAGAAUACGAAGGGGUGGUCAAACUUCUGCAGAAAGACGGCUGCUCAUUGAAACACCCCGUCAAGGUUGCCGACACCGAUGAGUUAACCGUUAACGGAGAACAGGCCAUUAUGCCCAUCGCAUUCUGGGAGUUCAAAAACAUUGGCAUACUUCGCUUCAUCAACUCCUUCGAUGAACGUCCCGUGCGCAGUGCCGAGGAUAUUGUCAAGUUCAACAAAGAAAAUAGCGAUAAGGCAAUGCCUGCACCAUACACGGAACAAGGAGACCUUGAAAAGACUCUCACCUACAACGACGAGCCAGAGAAAGUCGAGGUGCUAAGAAAAGGUCUCCGGAGUGUAGCCCGGCAGAUCAUUGACACCGCGUUUGACGCACAGGAUGUAAAUCUCCUUGUCGCUCCUGGCGAUAGCUCUCUGUGUAUACAUGCCGCCGCAGCAGGGUAUCCCAUCGCUACCGCUCCCAUCGGUCAGUUGAGAUACAAUGGACGUCCGUUUGGCCUGUGUAUACUGGCUAGGGAGAAUGAGGAAGAGCUGCUCUUGCGCUUCAUGGCUGCGUAUGAGGCGGUGGCUAAGCCUCGUCCUGUACCUAAUCUGUAA
Molecule: messenger RNA, 1371 nt
Organism: Trichoderma citrinoviride
Lineage: Eukaryota; Fungi; Ascomycota; Sordariomycetes; Hypocreales; Hypocreaceae
Product: amidase
Exons: 7
Coding region: 1-1371 (456 amino acids)
Source: RefSeq, a predicted model, not a curated record